CGCCUGGCCGCGCCGUCUGCGCUCCUAGCCCGCCCCGCCGCCCGUCCCCUAGCAAUGGCACGCCGCCUCUCCUUCCUUCCCCACCCAAACCCCCGGGCAGGGCCCGCGUCCCUCGGGGGCGGGAGUCCCGCAGCGCUCGCAGCUCCCCCCGCGUCCCAAGGCUGGAAGGGGUCAGGGCAUGGGGUCAGGGCAUCAGGUCAUCCCCGCCCUCGGUCAGCGAAGCUCAACACCCUCCGGGCAGCCUUGGUCUGUUCCAGCUGGGAAAAAACUCGCCAAGGAGCCCCUUCUGGGAUUUGGUGCUCUUAGCAGUCAGGCAGUGUGAACAACAACUGGAUGGACGUUUACGGCUUAGUGGAGGAUUUGAUCAAGAAGUUCGACAACCCUAACCUGCGGAUAUCCUUCAUCACAUACUCCACACUGGGUCGCACCGUCAUGAAGCUCACCUCAGACAAAAAUGAAAUUCGUGAAGGUCUUAGAAGACUUCAGAAUGUAGUGCCUACAGGAGCCACAAACAUGCAGGAAGGAUUUAAAAAGGCAAAUGAGCAGAUUCAACAAGCUACCUCAGGAGGAAACAAGAUUCCCUCUCUGAUUAUCUCCCUGACCGAUGGAACUCUGGAGGAAGCACCAUUUGAAAUGACUAAGGACGAAGCUGACAAGGCUCGGAAAAUGGGAGCCACUGUAUACUGUGUGGGUGUAAAAGACUUUGACAAAGAACAGUUACUGGAAAUUGCAGACAGCCCGAAUCAUGUGUUUGGAGUGGACCAAGGAUUCAAGGCUCUUAAAUACGUCGUUGAGCCACUCGGAACUAAGUCUUGUAUGGAAAUUACAAUUGUGGAGCCUUCCAGUAUCUGUACAGCAGAUGAAUAUGAAUUGAUGAUUUCUGGAAAAGGCUUUAAUAAUGCAAAGAAGAAGGAGGAAGUUAUUUGUAGAUUUAAGUUCAGCGACAAGCAAUUCUUUGAUAAAAAAGCCAACUCUGUGAAAGAUACCAGUAUAACAUGUCCAGGAGUAAGGAUAGAGAAGCCAGAUCAGGAGGUCUUCGUGGAAGUUAGCCUGAACAAUGGUAUCAGCUUCAUCACCAACAACGUUAGCAUCACCAGCAAGAACUGUGUGAAUACCAGGGAAGAGGGGCUAAAUGAGGAUGCCCCACCAGCUGCUCCACCAGAUGCCCCAUCAGAUCCCCCACCAGCUGCCCCAUCAGCUUCCCCGCCAGCUGCCCUGCCAGCUGCCCAGCAGCCUCCUGAGGUGCCUCUCUCACCACCACAGCCACAGUUCCUCCCCUAUGUCAACCCUCUCUACUUCUUUGCCCUCAUCCCGGCCCUGCUCCUAUUCCUCCUGAUGUUCUGGUGCAUCUGGUGGCUGUGCCGCAGGAAGACCUUCAAGGAGCCACCACCAGUGCAGAAGCCAGAAAGGGAGCCAGAGGAGACAUGUCAAAUGCCAUGCCCCACAGUGAUUGUCCCUUGUGGGUGCCAAGGAGGCGGGAUGAAACGAAUGGAGGGAAAGCUGGAUACCUUGUGUGACUUUGUUCAGCGCUGCAACCAGAUGUCACUGAUGUGGUGUCCGCCCAGGGACAUGGGGAAGUGCCUCAACUUGGCCCUAACGAAGCCCCACUGUGGGCAGUUGCACUGCAGCCCUAAGAUCUGCCUUCAACCCAGCCACGAGUGCUUCUCCAUCAACAGCUGCUGCUCACGGUACCAACACUCCCCGCUCAUGUGCUCCAGGCCUCCCUCCAGGAUGCACCGGCUCGUCUCUCCCCCUGCCCAGCCACUCUGCGGAGCCACUUUGUCACUCCAGCCCCCAUAGCCCGACCUCUAAAGCACCAAGAACCCAAGACUGUUAAGAGCCCUUUGUUUGCUGAAUUAGACAUAUAUACUGUCUUGGUUUACAGUCAAAAGGUUUCGGAAUUUGUUGCUGAUCAGAGUUUGUUACCUGGUGAGACAUGUCUAUACUGCUUCUGCCAGGACAAAGCACCCUGGCAUCCUGUGGAUGUAGACAUGAUGAGUCCCACUCCCCAAAGCCUGAUCUUCAUCUGUCACCAAAGGCUGGGACGCAUGAGGUUUUAGUCAAAUUCUGCUCUUUGAACAAAGCCCAAAACAUCUUUGAAAUACGCAUACAAUCCUGUGUCUCCUCCCCUAAUCUGACGCAGAGAGAAGUACUUGAAUUUCUCACCUCCUUCACUCCGUGCUCCUGGUUUCCGUUUUUUGGCUACCUACAUUCUGAACGUGUCUCAGAAAGAGAGGAGGCCCUCUACAGUUCACCGGCUGGAAGUGCACCUUCUCUUUCCACAUAAACCAACCAGUCCCUAGGUCCAGGGGAAUUUUAGAGGAGUCUCUCCAUUUCCCUAGAGAAGUUCAACCUCCCCUAUUUGCCAUCUGCCACCAUAGAAGAAACUGUGCUCCCGACAGAGAUGUUUUAGCACGCAGCGUCCUCCCCACCACCCAGAGAGGGGGUCUGUACGAUACUCCAGCGCCAUGCACACAGCCCACAGGAGCAUUCAAGGGGCGUCCCAAUGUAAUAUUGUUGUCCCUAAUCCAUACUGACAGUACGUUAAACUCCUCUCCACCCUCACUCCCAUCUCCUGGAAUGCUAUAUUUAUGCCUUUCAUUGAAUUUCUGUAAGACAACUAGAGGUAAAAAUAUGUCAGGUUUGGGUUUUUACAUUGUAUUGAUCGAAGUGGUUGGAUAGGGAUGACCAUAACUUUCCCUGUGUUCAGAUAAAGAAAAUGUACUCAUGAUACCAAGAAAAGUGUAUGAAACUUUUUUCUUAAUUAGGCAGAAAGGGGGUUUAAAUAACAUGAAAUCCUAUAGAAAGAUUUUAUCUCUUCCUUAGAAGUGAAAUAUUUUGGAUUGUUUGUAAUUGGUGAAAGCAUUGUCCUGGCCUGAGAGGGUCAGGGACACUUUUCUGAAACUGGCUCUGUGCUCCUGCAUUAUAGCUGUGUGUCUGUGUAUAACCGUACGAUAGUAUGUGCCCACCUCUGAGACUCUGUGACCCCAAAUGAGAAAUGUAUCUGUGAUUUAAUAAAGAGCCUACUGUGA
Messenger RNA from Hippopotamus amphibius kiboko, 3032 nucleotides. RefSeq names its product ANTXR like (gene ANTXRL). Bases 334 to 1800 code for a protein of 488 amino acids. Lineage: Eukaryota; Metazoa; Chordata; Mammalia; Artiodactyla; Hippopotamidae. Gene Ontology annotation, cellular component: membrane. The record is from RefSeq and is a predicted model, not a curated record. Gene Ontology annotation, molecular function: signaling receptor activity. The transcript has 17 exons.